Messenger RNA from Rana temporaria (common frog), 2109 nucleotides. RefSeq names its product parathyroid hormone/parathyroid hormone-related peptide receptor-like. The record is from RefSeq and is a predicted model, not a curated record. Bases 68 to 1588 code for a protein of 506 amino acids. Gene Ontology annotation, cellular component: plasma membrane. Gene Ontology annotation, biological process: adenylate cyclase-modulating G protein-coupled receptor signaling pathway; cell surface receptor signaling pathway. Gene Ontology annotation, molecular function: parathyroid hormone receptor activity; G protein-coupled peptide receptor activity; peptide hormone binding. NCBI's taxonomy places the organism in Eukaryota, Metazoa, Chordata, Amphibia, Anura, Ranidae. The transcript is spliced from 14 exons.
UGCUGAAAGUUUGCAGUUAGGCGUCCAUAUGGUUUUGCUUGCUAAGGAAUAGACUGACUGGACAGUGAUGAGGUCUUUUACUCUUUGGAUUAUUUUCCUGUAUCCAACUUGGGCAGCGGUGGACAAAGAUGACGUCAUCACUAAGGAUGAACAGAUUUUCUUGCUGUCCCAAGCAAUGCGCCACUGCCAGACACAGAUGUUGGCUCACAAUUCCCAACGGAAACAGAACUCUUCAAAUGGGUGUCCUCCGCAAUGGGAUGAAAUAACCUGCUGGCCACAAGGAUCUCCCAACCAGAUGGUUUCAGUUCCCUGUCCAGAACACAUCUAUGACUUCAACCACCAAGGAUUUGCCCAUAGAAAAUGUGGCUCUUCUGGUAUGUGGUUUCAGGCUCCGGGAGUUAAUAGGACCUGGGCCAACUACAGUGAGUGCCUCACAUUGGUCAGUCCAGGGAGAAGGACCCAAGAGAAGGAAGUGUUUGAACGUCUACGGCUAAUAUACACUAUUGGAUAUUCAGUCUCUCUGGCUACGCUUCUGAUUGCCCUCUGUAUACUCUGCUGCUUCAAGCGCCUGCAUUGUACUCGGAAUUACAUCCACAUCCACCUCUUCACUUCAUUCAUCUGCCGGGCAGGGAGCAUAUUCCUAAAAGACGCAGUGCUCUAUUCCAGGGAGAAUGAAGGGGUAAUAGACGAUGAAAUGGGAGAGAUUGCACUGGCUAAGGCAUCAGAGCUCCAGUGGGCUGGCUGCAAGGUGACGGUAACCCUCUUCCUGUAUUUCUUGGCCACUAACCACUAUUGGAUCCUAGUGGAAGGUCUCUAUCUGCACAGCCUCAUCUUCAUGGCAUACCUCUCCGACCGCAGCUACUUCUGGGCGCUCACCAUCAUUGGCUGGGGACUCCCUGCGGUAUUUGUCUCUGUGUGGGCAAGUGUACGGGUGUCUCUGGCAGAUACACAGUGCUGGGAUCUGAGUGCUGGCCACAUGAAGUGGAUUUACCAGACACCAAUUCUAGCUGCAACUUUGGUCAAUUUCUUCUUUUUUCUCAACAUUGUCAGAGUUCUGGCAUCAAAACUGUGGGAGACUACAACUGGAAAACUUGACCCACGACAGCAAUAUGGGAAACUUCUGAAAUCCACUCUGGUCCUGAUGCCACUAUUUGGGGUACAUUACGUUGUCUUCAUGGCCAUCCCUUAUACAGAGGUGACAGGGUUGCUGUGGCAGAUCCAGAUGCAUUACGAAAUGUUCUUUAACUCUUCCCAGGGGUUCUUUGUGGCCAUUAUCUAUUGUUUCUGCAAUGGAGAGGUGCAGGCAGAGGUGCGUAAAUUUUGGUUCCGCAGAAACUUAUCCCAUGAUCUGAAGCAGAAGUCCCGUAUGACCAGCACUGGAGGCAGCUGUCACUAUGGAGGAGUCCUGUCCCAUACCUCCAACAGCGUGUGCUUGAGCAUGGCAGCCAGGGGGAAACCUCUGCCACAACCAGUUCACUCCACUGCCUAUCUGCCUGGGUAUUUCUCUGGCACCGUAGCCUCCGACAACAGCCCUCUGCAAGCUGAGGCGCUGAGAGGAGGAGUUUCAGGAGGCGGAGUCACUACAUGAAUCUCUGCUUGCUGGCAGCAAGGUACCAUGGGAUAUGUAGUCCUUAGAAAUUGAAAUAAACAGUUGAUGAGAAGCUGCAAAGCAUGCAGGGAAUCCAGGAAGUUAUGGAAACAUAUGACCAGCAUCCAGCCAGCACUUACAUGUAGAAGGAGUAAGCUUAUAUUGGAUUGUGGAAAAAAAACUAUUGUUUGUAUUGUUAUUACAAUGCAGACAUUAUAAAAUGAAAGUGUGUGCUGUGACGAGAUAUUUUGUUUGUCUCUUCUGCUGCAUACCCCAGGAACCCCUUUAUCUGGGGUGCACACAAUGUACAAAUAAUGUCUUUGCCCUAAGCUCAGUCAUACCUCACACAUCCCAUAAUGUAUCGCAAGCCCUUCUGUCAUUUUAUUGUGUCAUCUGCAUUGUGUCUUACGCUGGCCAUACACUUUACAAUCUGACUGUACAAUCUCCUUAAGUCAGAUCUGCCAACAACUGUGAAGUGCAAGCACCUGUCUGAUUGCAAACAAAUUGAAUGGAUUUUUAAG